AUGGCCACACCCACCACCGACCCAAGCGACGUGGUCGCCGACGCCCUCAACGACUUUUUCGGCCAACUCUACGCCUUCUGCGAGACCAUCUUCGGCCGAUUCUUCAAGAACCUCUACCUCUCCUUCGCCGACGUUUCCUUGAACCGCUGGACAAAAGUCAUCCUCUCGGUGGUCGGCUACAUCCUUGUGCGUCCGUACAUCGAAAAACUCUUCGCCCACCUGCACGACAAGAACCACCGCAAGGAGCAGGAGAAGGUGCGCGCAGCCAGAGAGGCCGCCGCCGCCAACGGGGAAGCCAAGAUGUCAGCGAACGAGCUCCGCGGGGGUCGUCGGGCGGCGGACAACAGCAGCAGUGGCGGGAAGGUGCUAGGGGAGGUCGAGAACACGGACGAUGAGAUUGAUGAGGAGCCAGAGGAGGAUGUUGCGACGGCGAGUGGCGUGCCGGAGAUGGGCAAGAAUGCGCGCAAGAGGCAGAAGAAGCAGAUGAAGAAUUUGGAGAAGGAUGCGCAGGCGCAGGCGAGUACGCAUAACUUGUCGGAGGAGCAGCUUAUGGAGUUGUUGGAUUGGAGUGAGUCGGAGGGUGAGGGGAAAAAGAAGGAAUAA
Messenger RNA from Aspergillus affinis, 603 nucleotides. RefSeq lists its product as uncharacterized. The coding region runs from base 1 to 603 and encodes 200 amino acids. The transcript has a single exon. Gene Ontology annotation, biological process: protein transport. NCBI's taxonomy places the organism in Eukaryota, Fungi, Ascomycota, Eurotiomycetes, Eurotiales, Aspergillaceae. The record is from RefSeq and is a predicted model, not a curated record.